Linum trigynum is the source of this 5268-nucleotide messenger RNA. The record is from the annotation of a GenBank genome assembly. Lineage: Eukaryota; Viridiplantae; Streptophyta; Magnoliopsida; Malpighiales; Linaceae.
CAAGAAUUGUAAGCUCCGGAAGAAAAGGAGCUCGAGGGCCCCUCGGCCUGCAAAUUGAGCUGUGGAGGGAACAAUUGAAAUCUCGGAGAUUAGGACCGACGCUAAAGCAAAGAAGAAGUAGAGGUCGGAAGGGGGACUACCUUUCCAUCGACGGAUGAUCUUGUCGACGCUGAGGAGCGCGUCGGAGAACGAGGCCACGAUUGUAGAGAAGAUAGACCGAUGGGGUGGCUCGCCAACGUCGCCAAUGAAACCAGUAGCUUGGCUAUCAGCCACGGGUCCCCGAGUUGUGACGACGGACUCUUUGUCACCAAGGAAUGAGAGAAAGGAGGCCUCCGAUGUGAAAGGGGGGUCGGAGACGACGAUGGAAGCUUACUGGCCGCUGUGUCGCCGUCGUGGCUGCUCGCCGCCAGGAAAGUCGAAAAAGUCGUCGGCGAUGAGGACGUGGCGAAUGGAAAAGAAGACGAAUGAGGAGGAUGGCGUUCUCCUCUCCAACCCUAAGUUGCCAACGGGUUCGCAACUCAGCAUCAGCAGUCCGCAUUUUUGGGCCGAACAUGCCGGUGGAAAGGGUCGGCAAGAAAAGGCCUAGGGUCACGUCAGGGCAGAUAACAUGGAGGCUCCUAAAUGAAGUUGGGCCGAACCCAAUUGUUGAGGAAGGCUGUGAAACAGUACCCAUCUUUGCCGCAGAAGCGUGGUGGGCCACAUGCAUGAUGGGUCGAGUUUUCCUAAUUGAUCUUCAAAUUGUGUUUUCUGACUGGGUCUUCUUUUGAAGAGUACAAAGAGGUCAAUGCAAGAAGCCCAAAUCAAGUAAUGGAGCAUAAUUUGAGGGAAAGGAAACGUGAGAAGCGGUGGAGUAGAGAUGGAGUUAUGACGUCAUCGGUAGGGAGGAUUGAAUUUGGCUACAACCUUGAUGAUAAGGUUGUUUUCAAGCAGUGGGCAUUGAUAGAAACAUACAUUGUUAUAUUUAUUAAUAAAUAAUUAAUAAUGUUAGUUAAGUAGAGUUUGGCGGCCAACGCAUGCCAAUUAGGGUAGGAUUAGUUUAUUAGGUUUUUGGGUUUAUUUUCGAUAAAUAGGUACUUGGGGUUUCAUUGAGAAUGAAUCAAGAAAAGUAUUAAGCAAAGUAUCCCUCUUGAAUCUAAUCUCUCUAAGAUCCUAAUUUCUAUUCUCCCCUAAUCCAAAAUCUCGGUCGGUUCUUGAUUCUUUUUUUUUUUGACAAAAGAUUAUCAUAUAUUGAUUCAACAAAAAGAUAGCUACACCCGGGAAUUCAGCCAGGCAAGAAAAUCAAAAGAUCGGCUUAUAGCCGGGUACAAAGAGAGGGCCUUUCUAGCCACUACAUGGGCUACCCUAUUGUUUUCCCGACCUACAAACCGAAUACUAAAUCCCGUGUGGGCUCUAAAAUACUGCACUAUCUCCGCCAGAACAGCACCCAACCUGUUGUCCCUCGUGUCCGCCGAAUUAAUUUUGUCAAUAAUGACCUUGGCAUCUCCCUCAAAACUGACGUUGAAGAAGCCCAGCUCCAGACACCAGACAACAGCUUGAUUCUAAUAUGUUCUUCUCAUCUAAAUAUCUAAUUAUUUAUCUCAAUACUUAAAUUCCUACUUAUUACGAGUAAUUGCGGGCGCUGACGAUUAGUUCGCAGAAGACAUAGCAAAAUGGAUUCUUUCAAAUUCCAGCCAAUGCAAACAUGAGGCCAUACAUGUUCUUUCUCAUACUUGCUAAGGAUAAAACAACAGUAGAAGCCAUAGCUCACAAGGAACCAUGGAAGGCUAUGUGAUGGAGGAUACGUUUCCUCGCCCCGGAGAACUCGAGUGAUUUAGCGAAAGAACUAGAAAACGCGGUAAAAGAACUACUUUUCUCUACUAACAACUGAUAUUAAUUGAUCGACUAAAUAAAACGAAGAGCAAAGGUACAUAUUUAUAGGGUUAAUCCUACAAACCCUUCCCUCUUGAGACAAGGAAACCCAAACUUAAAACAACAAGUAAACGAUUACUUCCAACACAAGAUAUAAUAAUAAUAAUAAUCCUAGACCAAAACUAAUAUGAACAACCCAAAUAAUAACCGAAUAUCCCAACAAAUAAUAAUACAAAAAUAAUAACGAUAAUAAUAAUACUAAUGUGCUCUGCCCAAGACGAUGUCCUGCAUCAAUCCUGCCCCCUUUUAACAACUUCGUCCCCGAAGUUGCCUUCCAUUUCCGCGCCUCCUUCUUCUUCGACCUUGAAAUCGCCGAUCAUGAAGGAAACGUUCGCGUUGACGCAACGAUGCCCAUGUGUGAACUUCUCGUCACAGUUAUAGCAUAUUACAUCGCGAUGACGCCUCGCAGCUUCCUCCGGCGACAGGUUGCGAAUGAUUCGUGGUGGUGGAGGUGGCGGAACUCUUCCCGACGCCGACACGGUUGGUGGAGCAGUUUGCGGUGGCGCCAAGGACACGCCAUCAGUCGUCGUGGCAGCUCGUGUUGCUCUCCUCGGUCGUCCCCUCUCCAGUCGCAGCUCUUCCACAAGUAUCUUAGCUAGUCGAUACGCCUCACCCGACGUUUGAGGAUUGAAAGCUCGAAUGUAGGCGAAUAUCUCUGGCUUUAACCCACCCAUGUAUGACCCCAUAAUCUCAACCUCGGUCCAACCGCCACAAUGAUUCAGCAACUUCUCAAAAGUUUGUUGGUACUCGUCGACGGAUCCGGUUUGACGACUUUUGGCCAGCGCCUCAUGUCCGGACGACUUCUCCGACGACCCGUACCUCUUCCAUAGCUCAACAUACAGAUUGGCCCAAGUCAUGAAUACUCCGCGAUUCGCGAACUCCACCUCUAGCCACAUAAUCCACUGGUUAGCAUCACCAUCCAUAUGAUAAGUAGCCAGCGCUAAACAUCGCUUGACUCGGCUCCUCGAAUUGACCCAUGUGACCCAUGGGUUGGGUAAACCUAGUUGGUCCACCCGUGUACGGUCCAACUAAUCAACGACCCUGUGGUGGUCCGCCCCUGCUCUCCUGCUCCAGGCCUGGAAUGGUACUCGGCCUGCUCCAAAUGCCUCCUGCCUCAAUCGCGGCCCGCGGAGCUCCUUGCCCGUUGUUGUGCCCACUGCUGGCAGAGCUUGGGCCGCCAAGGUGAAAGUUCUGUCCAGUUCCGCUCGUCCCUGGUUGGAGAACCCCGACCCGCUAGGGUUAAGAGAAGCUAGCCCACCAUCGCCCGGCCUGGUCAUGCCGCCAACUCCCCAGAUCCACGGCUCUGCGAGGCCUAGUCCGCCCAUUCCCACUCCUGGGCCAACCCCGUAGGGCAAAGCCCUAGUCAGGCCCCCAUGCUUUGCCCAAGCCCACGAAUCGGGCUAGGGUUUCCAUGACCACUAGGCUCUAGAGUAGGCCCGGUCGGCGGCCUGCCCCCUUGAGCUCCAGUCGCUCGUCGGCGCCGUAGGUGGCGAGGUUUCACCAGCCAGCGCAUACGGGAAUCCCUUAGCUGAUUCCACCACUGCGCUUUUUUCUCUAGUUAGGCACGCCGUUCGGCGCUCCCAGCUUCGUCCCUGGCGUCGGCGUUGAACUCCGGCUCGUAGGCGAGUUGACCUCAGCAUUACCGAGAACUCCCUUCAGCUUCUCGACCAGCGAAAUUUGGUCGACCGUGCGGCUGCCUUUGGCGGUGUGGUCCAGCUCCUUGGGCGACUCCGGUGCCUUCCUUCCCCACGGUGGAUUGCGGAGAAUCACCAGGAUCGAGCUAACAUCGCCGGCUAGCCGAUUCUGAUCAACGCGGAUGACGUUGAUCUCCUCCUGCAGACGAUCCUGGCCGUCCUGUAGCUUCUCAUGGCCGCAUUGUAGCUGUCCUACGUCGACGCGCAGGUGCUCCAGGGCUGCUUCAUGUUUGCAGUUUAGGGCAUCCUGGGGUUCCACUGGCAGCGAUCGCUUGCUGUUGACCGAGGAGGGCUUGAAUCUGCGGCCCAAUCUCCUCGUUACCGACGACCUCCAUUGAUGAAGACUGCGACGGCGACUUACAUGGUGGCAUGGUCUCCUGGCUUGGUUCACUAGGAAUCAGGCUCUGGUACCAAUUGAUGGAGGAUCGGUUUCCUCGCACCGGAGAACUCGAGCGAUUUAGGGAAAGAACUAGAAAACGCGGUAAAAGAACUACUUUUCUCUACUAACUACUAAUACUUUAUUGAUCGACUGAAUAAAACGAAGAGCAAAGGUACAUAUUUAUAGGAUUAAUCCUACAAACCCUUCCCUCUUGAGACAAGAAAACCCAAACCUAAAACAACAAGUAAACGAUUACUUCGUAGACAAGAUAUAAUAAUAAUAAUCCUAGACCACAACUAAUACGAACAACUCGAAUAAUAACCUACUAUCGCAAUAAAUAAUAACACAAAAAUAAUAAUGAUUAUAAUAAUACUAAUGGGCUCGGCCCAAGACGCGGUCCUGCAUCACAAUGUGAGGAAAAAAACCUCAAGGUAUUUGUCAUCAGACAGUUUUUUUUUUCCAUCUAUGUGGAGUUCUAAUAAUCAUACACCAUGUUAAAAGUUCAUUAGCAGCUAAAGGAAAUAUAUGUGUCACUGUGUGUGUUCUAUAUUUUUGUAACAUGGUCCGAUGCUUUCAGAUUGCAAUGGAGAAAAAAGAACUCCAUCUUGGCAAGUGUAGAUGCAGAGUUAAGGGACAAGGGUUCCUCAUUACUUGCAUCUCUAAUUGGUGGGAAGGUAUGGCACUGAGAUUGUUGGAAUAUGGAAACUACUCAACGUUAGCUUGGUGUCUCUUAAUCCCAUUAUUGAAAUACUACAAUGAUUGGAUUAAACAAAAAUAUUUGCAUGUGAAGUCUAAGUUCAAUUUUGAAGGAUACUAAGUUACCUUUUUUCGUUUUCAAUUGUGGUUUGCAAGCUCUCAUUAAAAAAUUAAAAACAGUGUUGAGCUUGCAUCUUCACUUUAUAUCAUUGCUGAGCUCGAGUUGCUACAGGUAUGUAAUAAUUUCUCGCAUGUUUCUUCCCUAUUCAAAAAUUGUAUCCAAUAACUUGAACUAAUCUCCCUUUGUAAGCACGGUUCCGUAUCAAUCCAGCAACCUGCCAAUCUGAAAAGCUGUCAUGAAUUGUUCAUAUUAUUCACUAUUUGUGCAUGGAUUGGAUGGCUCGCAAAGAUAUCAAAUUUUCUUCUUUUUGUCAAAGUUGACCAAUCUCCGCCAAAAUAUUAAUUCUUUGCAUAUGCCUUUAUUCAUAAGCAUUGCAGAAUUGGUGACUGAAUAGGUUUUAUUGGUUUGUAACAUGCUUGUUUUUGUUUUUGUUUUGUUUUGUUGCAGAGCAAUACAAGGAUUAUCCUAGG